AUGCCUGCCCUCGACAUCCCCUCACCCGCGAAGGCCAGGAAUGACUCAACCACAUCGACCAUAUCGCCGCUGCAGAUGCCGCCCGGAGCAGUCCCUGCCCCCUCCCCACAGCAGCCUGCCGUCGAGCAGAAGCCUCCGCAGACGCCAUAUGCGGGGAGCGGACAGCCCAGCAGCUAUGCCCCAGACUCGCCGCCCCGCCCACCAGUGUCGCCCAUAACGCCCGUCGCGACAAUCGCACAGCUGGCGCCCACCGACCCGGCCGACCGCGUGGUUCCUCCGCCCGCCGUCGAGUUCAUCGCCCAGCCGCCCAGCAAGCCCUUCAGCGAGAGCGAGAACACGGAUGCCAUCGCGCUGCGCUCCGCCAUUGCGCUGCUGCAGAUCCAGCGCGACAAGAGCAAGCGCGACAUCCAGACGCUCGAGAAGAUCAAGAACGCCGCCGUCGCCGAGCCCGAAGCUUUUGUUGAGGAGCUCAAGUCGGGCCGCCUCAGGCCCAAGCAUGCGAAGAACGACCUCCUAGGCCCCACGCUCAAUGGCAGUCUGGACAGCGACAGCGAUGACGAGGCCCGCUCACCACGCACCGCGGCGCCUCCACCGCCUCGAUUCGGCCCCGUUCCCGAGCCGCAGAACGUCUUCCGCUGCCCACCCAUCAACUGGGCCAAAUACCACGUCGUGGGCGAGUCGCUGGACAAGCUGCACGCCGAGCAGCAGAAGCGGCCCUCGUCCGGAGCGCCUGGGCAGGCGCGGGCUCCAGUCCAUGUCAUGGCUGCCCCGUACUCUCCCUUCACCGACCAUAUCGGCUCCCAGCAGCCGGUGCACGCGCAGACGCGGCGGACGUCGAAGAAGCCUGGCUGA
Lasiodiplodia theobromae is the source of this 852-nucleotide messenger RNA. RefSeq lists its product as uncharacterized. Lineage: Eukaryota; Fungi; Ascomycota; Dothideomycetes; Botryosphaeriales; Botryosphaeriaceae. The record is from RefSeq and is a predicted model, not a curated record. Bases 1 to 852 code for a protein of 283 amino acids. The transcript has a single exon.